This is a messenger RNA of Micropterus salmoides (largemouth bass), 800 nucleotides long. RefSeq lists its product as uncharacterized. Gene Ontology annotation, cellular component: cytosol; autophagosome membrane; autophagosome. The record is from RefSeq and is a predicted model, not a curated record. Gene Ontology annotation, biological process: autophagosome assembly; cellular response to nitrogen starvation; autophagy of mitochondrion. Lineage: Eukaryota; Metazoa; Chordata; Actinopteri; Centrarchiformes; Centrarchidae. Gene Ontology annotation, molecular function: GABA receptor binding; ubiquitin protein ligase binding. The transcript has 5 exons. The coding region runs from base 183 to 536 and encodes 117 amino acids.
UUUUCGUUCAGCAGAAUAAGUCGAGUCGUCGACAUCUUUUAAAAAGCGAGCAUUCCCGUACGUUAUGGUUAAAUUUUGAGCUAAACAAUUUUAUUUAGAGAAACCACAAAACACAAGGGACCAGUGGGAUUUAUCUGUAUUUGUCCCGUUUUGAGUGAAACUUGUUAUUGUCUUUUUCAAAGAUGGGCAGUCCGUACCAGCGCUCAGUACCACUGGAGGUGAGGAGAGCAGAGGGAGAGAGAGUUCGGGCCAAGCACCCUGACAAGAUACCGAUCAUUGUGGAGAGGGCCCAGAGGUCACGAGCUCCCGAACUGGACAAGAAGAAAUACCUAGUGCCCUCAGAUUUAACAGUGGGCCAGUUGUGCUUCCUGAUCCGUCAGCGUGUGUCUUUGAGGCCAGAGGAGGCACUCUUCUUCUUUGUCAACAACUCCCUUCCCCCAUCGAGUUCCCCUCUUUCUGCUGUAUAUGAGGAGCACCAUGAAGAGGACCUGUUUCUCUACAUGACCUACAGUAAUGAGAGUGUGUACGGUGCCUGAGGGAGGCUGGCAAAAGACUGGAGAAGGAAGAGAGAAUGAGAGGAGACAAAGUGAGACUGUGAGGAAUAAAGAGUUACGGCUGUUUGCAAUGUGUCACACCACUAUUAUUCUUUUAUAUUAGUUUUGAUAAGUAACUACAGUACAUGGUGGAAGAAAGGCUUCGCACAAGGCUGAUGGGAUGCUGGUAGGAGUUACCCUUGUCAGUAUUUGGGGCUGAGCGUAAUGCAUUUUAUUACACAAGUUAUCUUGAUUCCUGCACUUGGU